Messenger RNA from Ahaetulla prasina, 2724 nucleotides. RefSeq names its product WD repeat domain 26 (gene WDR26). Lineage: Eukaryota; Metazoa; Chordata; Lepidosauria; Squamata; Colubridae. The coding region runs from base 444 to 2324 and encodes 626 amino acids. The record is from RefSeq and is a predicted model, not a curated record. The transcript is spliced from 14 exons. Gene Ontology annotation, biological process: proteasome-mediated ubiquitin-dependent protein catabolic process. Gene Ontology annotation, molecular function: protein binding. Gene Ontology annotation, cellular component: GID complex.
GAGGGUUGUGUGCCUGGGGCUGCCAGGCGGGGGCUGUUUCGGGCCGCGUUCUCUGGCGGGACCGUAGAAAGGGUAGCAGCUCCUGCUGCUGUCUAAGAGCCGCGGGGAGAGGAAGAGCUCCCCCGUUCCUUACCCCGCCACCUCCCCAUCCCACCCUACCCCCUCCUCCCCUUCCUCACUCCCCUCCCCCCCGGCUUCCCACCACGGCCGCUCUCGGCGAGGAAACUCUGGCCUCCGCUUCCUCCUCCUCCGACUCGGACACCGGCGGAGCCUCCCCGCCACCGCGGAAGAAAGCGCGGGCUUCCCCGGCGGCGGCGGCGGAGGGAGCAGGAGAGCCCGGGGCUUCCGCGGGCAGAGCAGGCCUCACCUCGUCUUCAUCCCCCUCGCUCUCCUGCGGGCUUGCCCCCCCGGCUGCCACCCCCCUCAGAGCCAGCGGCAGCGCCAUGCAGGCCAACGGAGCAGGAGGGGGUCAGCAGCAACAGCCGCCGCCGCCGCCGUCGUCGUCGUCACAGGGUCCGGAUCUGGGCUGCCUCAACGCCCAAAACGGCGAGGCCUCGUCGGGAUUGACCACUGGAGAGCAGCUAGCUCACGCCAAUGGCUUGCUGCCGUCGGCCAACAACGGCGACGGCGGUGGCGGCUCGAGUGUCAAUAAUGGGGUCUCGGCCCCCGGCGGCUCCGCGCUUGAGAUGGGGGGAGGCAGCGGCGUCGGCGUCGGCAGCAGUGCCCUGAAGAAGAAGAAGAGACUUUCGCAAUCCGAUGAGGACGUGAUCCGGCUCAUCGGGCAGCACCUCCACGGUUUGGGCCUCAACCAGACUGUUGAUCUUCUCAUGCAAGAGUCAGGAUGUCGUUUAGAACACCCUUCUGCCACCAAAUUCCGCAAUCAUGUCAUGGAAGGAGAAUGGGAUAAGGCUGAGAACGACCUGAAUGAACUGAAGCCAUUGGUGCACUCGUCUAAUGCAAUUGUGAAGAUGAAGUUUUUGCUGCUGCAACAAAAAUAUCUAGAAUAUCUGGAAGAUGGUAAAGUUUUGGAAGCACUUCAAGUUCUGCGUGGUGAGUUGACACCACUGAAGUACAACACUGAGCGCAUUCACAUCCUUAGUGGAUAUCUCAUGUGUAGUCAUCCAGAAGACUUGCGCACUAAAGCAGAAUGGGAAGGAAAAGGAACAACGUCUAGAUCUAAACUUUUGGACAAGCUCCAAACUUACCUACCCCCAUCAGUGAUGCUCCCCCCAAGGCGUCUGCAGAAUCUGCUACGUCAAGCUGUAGAGCUACAACGGGACCGGUGCCUCUAUCACAAUACUAAACUUGAUAAUAAUCUAGAAUCUGUAUCACUACUCAUAGACCAUGUUUGCAAUAGGAAACAUUUUCCAUGUUAUACUCAGCAGAUACUUACAGAGCACUGUAAUGAAGUAUGGUUCUGUAAAUUCUCCAAUGAUGGCACUAAACUAGCAACAGGAUCCAAGGAUACAACUGUUAUUAUUUGGCAGGUUGACCCUGAUACACAUCAACUAAAACUGCUCAAGACUUUGGAAGGCCAUGCAUAUGGUGUCUCCUAUAUCGCUUGGAGUCCUGACGACAACUAUCUGGUUGCCUGUGGCCCAGAUGACUGCUCUGAGCUUUGGCUCUGGAAUGUACAAACGGGGGAGCUAAGGACAAAGAUGAGUCAAUCUCAUGAGGAUAGCUUAACCAGUGUGGCCUGGAAUCCAGAUGGAAAACGUUUUGUGACAGGAGGGCAGCGUGGGCAAUUUUACCAGUGUGAUUUAGAUGGUAAUCUCCUAGACUCCUGGGAAGGAGUAAGAGUGCAGUGCCUAUGGUGCUUGAGUGAUGGGAAGACUGUGCUGGCAUCGGACACACACCAGCGAAUUCGGGGCUAUAACUUUGAGGACCUUACAGACAGAAAUAUAGUACAAGAAGACCAUCCAAUUAUGUCUUUUACUAUUUCGAAAAAUGGCCGGCUAGCUUUGUUAAAUGUCGCAACUCAGGGAGUUCAUUUAUGGGAUUUGCAAGACAGAGUUUUAGUGAGAAAGUACCAAGGUGUUACACAAGGGUUUUACACAAUUCAUUCAUGUUUUGGAGGCCAUAAUGAAGACUUCAUCGCUAGUGGCAGUGAAGAUCAUAAAGUAUAUAUUUGGCACAAACGUAGUGAGCUGCCAAUUGUGGAACUGACGGGGCACACACGUACAGUCAACUGCGUGAGCUGGAACCCACAAAUUCCAUCCAUGAUGGCCAGCGCCUCUGAUGAUGGCACUGUUAGAAUAUGGGGACCAUCACCUUUUGUAGACAGCCAAGAUAUUGAAGAGGAAUGCAGUAGCAUGGAUAGUUGAUGGUGAAUUUGGAGCAGACGACUUCUGUUUAACUUAAAUUUAGUCGUAUUUUAAAUGGCUUGGGAUUUGGUGCAAACAAACAUGAUUGAUAGCUGGACAGACAUGCUCAUCAUGAAAAUGAACCAUUUUUUAAGCCCGACUGGGGCCAAACAUUUUACCACCUUGCUUCAUAGUAAACAGUUGAAAUGAAGCACGUCGUUAGAACGUUGUUGGACACCAUGUUGAAGUAACCCCCCAUCGGUUGUGAAGAACUGUGCUACAUUCAGGCUAACCAUUGAACUCCGUAUAUACAUUUUCCCCUUCUGCCAUUUUGUCAGGCAGACUACUGUUCUUGUUGCUCUUCUGUGUAAUGAAGUUUAAAUGCUUGUUUGGAAAACCUUUUAUUUAACAGUUUAGAAAG